GAAAAGCCAUAGAAUUUAGAAAGCGAGUUUCUAUUUCCUACCAAAAUCCUUUCAAUCCUUCCCGCUGUUUUCUCAUCAUCAAUCCAUUCGAUAUACCAUCAUCCUUCCUCUCCAAGCUUUAAUUUCACAUUUCCUCCUUAUUUAUGUAUAUAUGCUUACAUAUUUGGAGAAGAAACCCUAGUUUUUUCAUAAACCCCCAAAUUUUAUCAUAUUCGAUACUUCUUCAUCAGGUUAUCAAUUAAAUGGAGGCCAUGGCGCAACCGAUACCCAGAACAGCAGACGAGGUUUUCAACGACUUCAAAGGAAGAAGAACCGGUUUAAUCAAAGCUCUUACCACUGACGUUCAAAAGUUUUAUCAGCUCUGCGACCCUGAGAAGGAAAACUUGUGUUUAUAUGGUCUACCAAAUGAAGGAUGGGAAGUGAAUCUUCCUGUUGAGGAGGUGCCCCCUGAACUUCCUGAGCCAGCUUUAGGUAUAAAUUUUGCUAGAGAUGGAAUGCAGGAGAAGGACUGGUUGUCACUUGUUGCAGUUCACAGUGAUUCAUGGUUGCUCUCUGUUGCUUUCUAUUUUGGUGCUCGUUUUGGUUUUGGUAAGAGUGAAAGGAAGAGGCUUUUCCAAAUGAUAAAUGAUCUCCCAACUGUAUUUGAAGUUGUAUCUGGAGCAGUUAAGAACCCUAAGGAUCAGUCUGAAGUUCUAAACAAUAGCACUAAAAGCAAAUCAUCUGGAAAAAUGCAGUCACGGCCAUCUGAAUCAGUCCCAAAGGGGCUAAAAAUGACACCACCACCGAAUGAUGAGGAGGAUAGUGGAGAAGAAGAAGAUGAUGAACAGGGAACAGCUCUUUGUGGAGCUUGUGGUGACAACUAUGCAACUGAUGAGUUUUGGAUUUGCUGUGAUAUUUGUGAAAGAUGGUUCCAUGGAAAAUGUGUAAAAAUUACACCCGCUAAAGCCGAGCAUAUCAAGCAGUACAAAUGCCCAACUUGCAGCACCAAAAGGGCUCGACUUCAGGUUUAGGGUUACAAUUAUAUAUAUAUAAAAAAAGUAUUUAUGGCAUUGUGGUUUGAUUUUUAACCCUUCAUUUUUACAAUGGAACUUGAUCUAGUGCCUGUUUUUGGUUAAGUUUAUGGUACACGCUUAACUGUAUUUUGAUUGAUGGAUUUUUUUAAGGGUGAAAAUUGGAUUCUGCCUUUUCU
Messenger RNA from Lactuca virosa, 1189 nucleotides. NCBI's taxonomy places the organism in Eukaryota, Viridiplantae, Streptophyta, Magnoliopsida, Asterales, Asteraceae. The record is from the annotation of a GenBank genome assembly.